AUCCCCCCUACUCCCAGACACAGAGCAGCCAGACUCUUUUCCAAUAAACUAUCAGCGAGUAAUUCACGCUUCGCUAAACUGAACAAAGAAGCCGACAUCGACUUGCCCACGAUUGACCAUCAGUUUCAACAAAUCACACCAAAUGCAGAUGGCGCUGCCGCUGCCCAGCAGCCCGGCACUGGACUUGAUGGGGAAUGACAGCCUGCAGGACUGGGAAGUGAUUGGUGGAGGGGGAUUUGGACAGAUCCACAAGGCCAGGCAUAUAAAGUGGAGGUUUGAUGUGGCCAUCAAGUUGCUGCAUUAUGAUGAUGGCUCUAGCACUUCCCUGCUUAAGGAGGUAAACAAUAUGCAGAAGGGAGGGAGCCCCCAUGUGGUGAGGAUUCUGGGGGUGUACCAGGGGUGCCCUCCAUCUCCAGGUAGAGGCCUCUCCACCCAGCUGGGUAUUGUGAUGGAGUUAAUGAAGAUAGGUUCACUGGCCACCCUCCAGGCCAGCCUCUCUGGCCCCCCACCCUGGCCCCUGGCCUUCCGCCUGGCCCACCAGAUCGCUCUGGGAAUUAACUUCCUUCACAACCUCCCUCAGCCACUUCUGCAUCGCGACCUGAAGCCCAAUAACGUCCUACUGGAUGACAACCUUAAUGCAAAGCUUACAGAUUUUGGCCUUGCUGAAGUCUCCCACAGUGCUUUGAAGACACACAGAGAGGAGCCUGGGACAGAAGGAGGCACUCUAAGCUACAUGCCCCCUGAGGCUUUUGAAUCAUCAUAUGAACCAACUCGAGCCACUGACAUCUACAGUUACGGCAUACUGCUGUGGUCCAUCUUCACUGGAAAAGAGCCCUAUUAUGCAGAUAACCCUCAUCUCCAGUCCAGUAUGUUGAGGUUCCGGGUCCCCUUGGGCGACAGGCCCCCUCUGGAGGCAGUGGACAGGGACCAGGCUAGUGGGCUGGGGGAGAUGGUGGACCUCAUGGUGAAUUGCUGGGACCAACAGCCUUCUAAUAGACCCCAUUUCCUGGAUUGCCUCACUGUGACAGAGAGAACAUAUGAGAGGCACAGGCAAUCAAUAAACGACGUUGUCCUUCAAGUGCUCCUUAAACUGGUACUUUACAAGACACUCUGAUUCAAAGCCUCCCGUUCUAUAUGUGUAACAUUCACUUAUAGCAACAUAACUGAACAACUCCUCAUUUUAGUGCUACCUUUUCCCUCCCUCCCUCCCUCC
This is a messenger RNA of Salvelinus namaycush (lake trout), 1213 nucleotides long. RefSeq names its product ankyrin repeat and protein kinase domain-containing protein 1-like. Gene Ontology annotation, biological process: protein phosphorylation. The record is from RefSeq and is a predicted model, not a curated record. NCBI's taxonomy places the organism in Eukaryota, Metazoa, Chordata, Actinopteri, Salmoniformes, Salmonidae. Gene Ontology annotation, molecular function: ATP binding; JUN kinase kinase kinase activity. The transcript has 7 exons. The coding region runs from base 143 to 1114 and encodes 323 amino acids.